AUGCCUGACGAUACCAGCUCGACGGUCGAGAACGUUCGCGUUGUAGUGCGCGUGCGUCCUAUGGAUCAUAGGGAGAGGCUGGAUGGGGCGUCGAGCUGCGUAUCAGUUGACGGUGUGAACGGAACCAUUGCGGUCACUAGAAGCAGUACGAACACCCCAGAGCCGCCUAGAAUAUACGCCUACGAUGCGGUCUUCGACAGUGAUACUAGCCAGAUGGAUAUAUAUAUCCAAACGGCUAGCCCCAUCGUGGAACAAGUUCUACGUGGGUAUAAUGGGACUAUCUUCGCCUAUGGUCAAACUGGUACAGGCAAGACUUACACGAUGGCUGGCAGCAACUCAGCCCCUGAGCUUCGCGGCAUCAUACCUAACUCUUUCGCUCAUAUAUUCAGUCAUAUUGCGAAAUCCAAGGACGAUGAGAAGUUUUUGGUAUGUGUGACGUAUUUGGAAAUUUACAACGAGGAGGUCCGCGACCUUCUCGGGAACAAUCCUCACCAGAGCUUGGAGGUCAAGGAAAGGCCAGACAUCGGCGUAUUCGUUAAAGAUCUCACUGGAUAUGUGGUCCAUAAUGCUGAUGAACUCGAGAAGAUUAUGGCUGUCGGUAAUAAGAACAGACACAUCGGCGCUACAGCUAUGAACAUAGAAAGUUCUAGAAGCCACGCUAUCUUCUCUAUAACUGUAGAGAACAGCAAGCGUGGCGCGGACGGGAAGAUGCAUGUUAAGAUGGGGAAACUACACCUUGUGGAUCUGGCGGGUUCUGAACGCCAGAGUAAAACGCAAGCUACAGGAACACGUCUAAAGGAAGCUACAAAAAUCAAUCAAUCACUAUCUGUACUUGGCAACGUAAUAUCAGCGUUGGUUGAUGGAAAGUCCACGCAUAUACCUUAUAGGAACUCCAAAUUGACUAGAUUACUGCAGGAUUCUUUGGGAGGAAACUCCAAAACUGUUAUGAUAGCGACGGUGGGACCAGCGGAGACGAAUUACGUUGAAACUAUUAGCACUCUGAGAUACGCGAACAGGGCGAAGAACAUCGAGAAUAAGACGCACGUGAAUAGUGAGCCGGGAGACGCGCUACUUACUAGAUUCCAACAAGAAAUAGAUCAACUCAAAAAGCAGUUGGAGGAAAAUACAAACGAGGUAGAAGAAGAGGGUGAAGAAGAAUUAUCAGAAUUAUCAGAUGAUACUCUGACAGACUCGGAGUUAGAUGCACUGGACCCAGAAGAAAAGAAAAUGGAAAAGAGACUUAGGAGAGAAGAGAAGGAGAAAUUGAACCAGGAGAAAGUACAUCAAGCAAGGAAGGUUCUUGAAGAGAAAAAGGCGGAACUACAACGAACUAAGAAACAGCAGGAGGAAUUACGCGAUAAGCUGCAACGCCUGGAAUCCAAGGUUUUAGUUGGAGGAGAGAAUCUGCUGGAUAAGGCAGACUGUCAAAGAAGACUUCUGGAAACAGCUGCUAAAGAGCUGGAAUUAAGAGCAAGGAACGAACAACGACUGAGAGAUGAUUUGCAGAAGAAGGAGGCGGAACGUUUAGACCUGGAAGAGCGUUACUCCAGCUUGCAAGAAGAGAACACAGCUAAGACACGCAAGCUAAAACGAGCUGUUCAGCUGUUGAAUUCAGCUAAAGCUGAGCUGGCUGACCAGCAGCGCGAACAACAGAGGGAAAUGGAGGGAAUACUUGAUGGUGUGAGGGCGCUGAGAAGAGAACUACAGCUGGCAGAGAUAGUGCUCGACGCUUAUAUACCCAGGGAGUACCAGGCGCUGAUUGAGCAAUACGUGCAUUGGAACGAACAGUUGGGUGAAUGGCAAGUGAGGUGUGUGGCUUACACCGGAAACAAUAUGGCGCCCGGACCACCAGCCGCCAAGAGCCAUCAUCACGAGCCACCAGAUCUAUCAGAUCGUUACUUAUCAUACUCAUCUGUGUCGGGGAGAGGGUCCCGACUGGCGCGGGCAGCGUCCGCCGUGCCCAGACCACACACCGCGCUACGACAGAGACAGUGA
This is a messenger RNA of Danaus chrysippus (African queen), 1995 nucleotides long. The record is from the annotation of a GenBank genome assembly. Lineage: Eukaryota; Metazoa; Arthropoda; Insecta; Lepidoptera; Nymphalidae.